Prorocentrum cordatum is the source of this 1070-nucleotide messenger RNA. The record is from the annotation of a GenBank genome assembly. NCBI's taxonomy places the organism in Eukaryota, Dinophyceae, Prorocentrales, Prorocentraceae.
AGCUGGCGGCCCUGGACGCCAGCCCGUCGUGGCGGCUGCGGGACGUGCUCGCAGGGACGCCUGCGCAAGGUGGCGCGCCAGGCGGCCAGAGGCGGGUGUUCCUCGGGGAAACGGAGCUUCGCGGCGGCAGGACCCUGGCCGAGAUCGGUGCCACUGGCGGCAGCGAGCUCACUCUAGUGGCGACCUUCGCGCUGAAGGUGCUGACCGCCUCUUCUGACCUCACUGCGAGGAUCUGGUGCGCGGAGUCUGGCCAGUGCCUGCGCACGCUAGGGCGCCACGACAGUUUCGUGAAGUCCGCCGUGUUUUCGCCGGACGGAUUGAAGGUGCUGACCGCCUCAGAUGACGGCACGGCGAGGGUCUGGUGCGCGGAGUCUGGCCGGCGCCUGCGCACGCUGGAUGACCACGACAGUUUCGUGAGUUCCGCCGUGUUCUCGCCAGACGGGCUGGAGGUGCUGACCGCCUCCAAUGACGGCACGGCGAAGAUCUACUGCGCGGAGUCUGGUCAGUGCCUGCGCGCGCUGGAUGGCCACGACAGUGUCGUGAAGUCCGCCGUGUUUUCGCCGGACGGAUUGAAGGUGCUGACCGCCUCCAAUGACGGCACGGCGAAGAUCUGGUGCGCGGACUCCGGCCAGUGCCUGCGCACGCUGGAGGACGACGGCGUGGUGUCCGCCGUGUUUUCGCCGGACGGGCUGGAGGUGCUGACCGUCUCCCUUCGUGAUGGCACGGCGAACAUCUGGUGCGCGGAGUCUGGCCAGUGCCUGCGCACGCUGGAUGGCCACGACGGUUGUGUGAAGUCCGCCGUGUUCUCGCCGGACGGGCUGGAGGUGCUGACCGCCUCCCUUGACGGCACGGCGAAGAUCUGGUGCGCGGACUCCGGCCAGUGCCUGCGCACGCUGGAGGGCCACCGCGGUUACGUGCUGUCUGCCGUGUUCUCGCCGGACGGGCUGGAGGUGCUGACCGCCUCUUCUGACUGCACGGCGAAGAUCUGGCACGCGGACUCGGGCCAGUGCCUGCGCACUCUAGAGGGCCAUAACGAUGUCGUGCGUUCCGCCACGUUCUCGCCGCAGUGA